This is a messenger RNA of Impatiens glandulifera, 1986 nucleotides long. Its product is annotated as disease resistance protein RGA2-like. The transcript is spliced from 3 exons. NCBI's taxonomy places the organism in Eukaryota, Viridiplantae, Streptophyta, Magnoliopsida, Ericales, Balsaminaceae. The record is from RefSeq and is a predicted model, not a curated record. The coding region runs from base 200 to 1723 and encodes 507 amino acids.
AUGUCUAAAACAUCUUAGAUACCUAGACAUAUCCGGUAAUGAUGAGAUAACAUCGUUACCUGAUAGUAUUUGUGAUCUCUUGAACUUACAGACUUUGAAACUCAAUCAUUGUUUUAAGCUUGAAAGUUUGCCCAGAAAUACGAAAGACCUUAUUAGUCUGCGACAUCUUUAUUUGGAGAAUUGUAAUAAAUUAAAAUAUAUGCCUAGAGGGAUGGGGCAAUUGAAACAUCUGAAGACGUUAAGCUUGUUUGUGAUAAGCAACAAGGAGAGAUACUGCCAACUAGAUGAAUUAAAAGAUUUGGAUAUCGGUGGAUCUUUGAAAAUUAAGAAUCUUGGAAGUGUUACAGAUGCAUCUAAGGAAAGAAAAGUAAGUAUGGCUAAAAUGAUGAGUAUCAAUGAAUUGGAGUUGGAAUGGAGAACUAACUAUGAAGAUGAUGAUUAUGAGAGCACGAGAAUUAGAGAUGAGAAAAUUGGUGAAGCUCUAGAGGUUUCAACUGCAAGGCUGAAGAAAUUGAAAAUGAGUGGUUACAAAGGUGUGAAUCUCCCUAAAUGGGCGGGAAAGUCAUGUCCCUCCCUAACACGCCUUGAGCUUAAGGGCCUGGUCAAUGUGAAUAUUAUUGCUAUUAGUAGCGAUGACAAUGAAAUGAUAGUACUAUACCCUUUGUUAGAGGAACUUGUUGUUGUUGGCAUGAAGAAAUUGAGGGAAUUGGUGUCACCUAGUUGUACUGGAGCAUUCCCUAAUCUAACCAAGCUGGCGAUAUGGUAUUGCCCAAAGCUAGGGGCCUUGCCACCGCAUCUCAAAUCACUCAAAGAUGUAACUGUCAUUGGUGAAUGUUCGAAUGAAUUGUUAUAUAGCAUCUGGAAUCUUAAUGGUACUCUCACUCAUCUGAAUCUUAAUGAAUUGAAUAAUGAUGUGGAGCACAUAUUUACUGUCAACAACAACAGAAUUGAAGUAGUGUUAUUCCCUUUGUUAGAGGAACUCAAGAUUGGUGGCAUGAAGAAUUUGAGGGAAUUGGUGUGUCCUACUAUUUCUAGUGCCGGAGCAUUCCCUAAUCUAUCCCGUCUGCGUAUAUUUAAAUGCCCAAAGCUAGGGGCCUUGCCACCGCAUCUCAAAUCACUCAAAGAUGUUUAUAUUCAUGGUGAAUGUUCGGAUGAGUUGUUAUAUAGCAUCUCAAAUCUGAGUGCUCUCACUCUUCUGACUCUAAUUGAAUUGGGUGAAAGAAGUGUUUUAUUUGGAGGAGUACGCUCAACUUUCCAAUCUCUUCAAUCCCUGUCUAUUGAGAGAUGCCCCAAGUUAAGGCGUUUGUUUGAUGAGGGAAUGAUAAUGCAAGAGACAUUUAUGAACAGGGGAACAAGAGGUCUCAUCAGCUCUCUCACGGAAUUGAUUACUAAUACAAAGAUUUGUUGCUGCCAGAACAAAGACUUUAUGAACUCUCUCACGGAAUUGAUUAGUAAUACAAAGAUUGGUGACUGCCAGAACAAAGACUUUAUGAACUCUCUCACGGGAUUGGAUAUUCGUAAUUGUCCCGAGUUGAUGAUAUCACUUGAGGAAUUUAGAAACUUCAAUAUUAAUAAUUCACUACGGAGAUUGUAUAUCAGGCGUUGUCCUAAGUUGGUGUUUUCAGAAGAAGCGGACGAUUUUAUGGCACUCCUGCGUUCCCUUCGAAACAGACUUGAUCCUGAGAAUUUCGAUGUAGAUAUCAAAUUAGAAGUGAUAACCUAAAGGAGUAGAAGACUCAACAAACAGGAAGUUCAGAAUCUAUUGGAAAACAAACACGAAGAGCAGAGCAUACUGGCCAUGUAACCAAAUUUGGAAUCUUCUGCUGGUAGAAAGUGCGGAAGUUAUUGUUGAUGCGCCAAACUACAAAUAAUCGUGACAGAUUAAAGCCAAAUAUUGUAUAAAAUGAUUUGAUCUAAUUUUCUUUGCACUUUUAAUUUUUUUUACAUAUUUGAUUUGAUGAUAUAUAUAAUUAGAUCUUUGUUGAU